Messenger RNA from Clupea harengus (Atlantic herring), 7640 nucleotides. RefSeq names its product pyruvate dehydrogenase phosphatase regulatory subunit (gene pdpr). Gene Ontology annotation, cellular component: mitochondrion. The record is from RefSeq and is a predicted model, not a curated record. Gene Ontology annotation, molecular function: protein binding. Lineage: Eukaryota; Metazoa; Chordata; Actinopteri; Clupeiformes; Clupeidae.
ACAUUUGUUUGUGGAUUUGACUAGCGGUCAGUUGUUUGGAAUGGCUAACCUUGGGGAGUUGGCAUUAGCAAGCUAGGAUAGCAGAAGUGACUAAUGUGAGCUCAAGUUGCACUGGUGGAGUUGCUAGCAGGCUAACUUACCUUGCUGAUGAAGUUACGGGUGACCAUAGAAAUACAAAAAACACAACCCUAGGAGAUUGGCGUUUAACUAAAGCUAGUUUAAAAAUAACGUAAACAGGAUAUGGAUACCCAGACGUGAAGCUAGCUUGUUUGCUAGUUAAGUCAAUUGCAUAUCGUAGGCUGUAGCUAGCUAACGAUGUUGUUUUUCUUUUGGCAUAAGAAUGUCAUACGCAGUCUUCUACUUGGCUAUCUAGCUUGUUAGGAAAUCUUUAACAGGCGUUUACCAGAGGCAGUUAACCAUUUUGGUUUAACUGGUUCACUUGCUGUUAAAAUGCCUGUAACAGAUAACUAGCUCUCAGAUGGCGCUGUCAAACAGUAUCCAGCAUAAGCUGGCCUUGAACGCCAGCUAGAAGGGACAGCCAUGCGCAGCUGCGUGCGGAGUUCCAGGGCUCUGUCCCCGGCUCUGUUUCCCCGACUGCUGUCAGAUGCCGGCUGCUGGGGGACGCGGCCUGCCCGCCGGGGCCUCUGGAGUACCCCUCGAAACUUGUCUUCAGGAGCGGACCCCCAACAGCAGACGCCUUUGCCCAGUCAGGCCAGAGUGGUGAUCUGUGGUGGGGGUAUAGUGGGCACCUCGGUGGCUUAUCACCUGGCUAAACUAGGAUGGACAGAGAUUGUACUUCUUGAGCAAGGAAGGUUGGGAGCAGGCACCACUCGUAUGUGUGCAGGAAUUGUCAGUGUUGCCAAGGCCCUCUUUAUAGAAAGCAAAAUGGCUGACUAUUCUUGUGCCCUGUAUGAGCGUUUGGAGGAAGAAACAGGGGUUAAAACAGGUUUCGUGAGGACUGGCUCUCUGUGUUUGGCUCAGAAUCAGGACCGUUUCCUCUCACUGAAGCGCCUGGCAUCCAGGCUGAAGGUUAUGGGCAUCAGCUGUAAUGUCUUAAAACCCAAAGAAGUGGCCAAGCUGCACCCGUUGGUUAACAUUCAUGACCUAGUUGGGGCGCUCCACUUACCCGGAGACGCCGUGGUCUCACCCCCAGAUGUUAACCACGCCCUCGCUACGGCAGCCGCCGCUCAUGGAGUGCAAAUCCAUGAGCGCACCCAUGUCAACCAUAUCUUGAUGGAGAAGGGCCACGUGACUGGGGUGGAGACGGACAGAGGCCACAUUGAGUGCGAGUACUUUGUGAACUGUGCCGGACAGUGGGGAUAUGAGCUUGGUCAGGCCAGUGAGACCAAAGUGUCGGUUCCUUUGCAUGGCUGCGAGCAUUUCUACCUCCUCACUAAGCCGCUGGAGAAGCCUCUUGCACCAAACACCCCUGUGGUGAUGGACAUGGAUGGGAGAAUCUAUGUGCGGGCGUGGCAGGGGGGUGUCCUCUCAGGGGGCUUUGAGAAGAACCCCAAGCCCAUCUUUACAGAGGGACGCAACCAGCUGGAUGUGCACAACAUGCUGGAGGACUGGGACCACUUUGAGCCCAUGCUGAGUGCCCUUCUGAGGCGGAUGCCGGGGCUCGAGUCAUGUGAGAUUCACCAGCUGGUGAACUGCCCAGAGUCCUUCACCCCAGACAUGCGCUGCCUAAUGGGGGAGACGCCGGGCGUGCACGGCUACUACGCCCUUGCCGGUAUGAACUCCUCUGGCCUCUCCUUCGCUGGUGGAGCUGGAAAGUACUUGGCAGAGUGGAUGACGUAUGGCUACCCCACAGCUAACGUUUGGCCUCUGGACAUCAAGCGCUUUGGCAACCUGCAGAGCAGUCGCACCUUCCUGCGCCACCGGGUCAUGGAGGUGACGCCCCUACUGUAUGAGCUGAAGGUUCCACGCUGGGACUUCCAGACCGGCAGACAGCUGCGAACCAGCCCCCUUUACGACCGGCUGGACACCCAGGGGGGUCGCUGGAUGGAGAAGCACGGCUUCGAAAGAGCCAAGUACUUCGUCCCUCCGGGGAAGGACCUGCUGUCUCUGGACCAGAGUAAGACCUUCUACAAGCCUGACUGGUUUGAUAUAGUGGGCGCCGAGGUGAAGUGCUGUAAAGAGGCUGUGUGCGUCAUCGACAUGUCCUCCUUCACCAAGUUUGAGCUCACGUCCUCUGGAGAUGAGGCGCUGGUGCUGCUGCAGCACCUGUGUGCCAACGACCUGGACGUGCCAGUCGGGCACAUCGUCCACACCGGCAUGCUGAACGAAAGGGGCGGAUAUGAGAAUGACUGCAGUGUUGUGCGCGUCAAGAAGAACAGCUUCUUCAUCAUCUCACCCACGGAUCAACAGGUCCACAGCUGGUCCUGGAUCAAGAAGUACAUGCCCAAUGACCCACAGCUCCACCUGGAGGAUGUCAGCUGGAAGUACACAGCUCUCAAUCUGAUUGGCCCACGAGCAAUGGACGUGCUCUCUGAACUCUCGUAUGUCUCCAUGACUCCAGACCACUUCCCUUCCCUGUUCUGUAAGGAAAUGAGUGUGGGUUAUGCCAAUGGCAUCAGGGUUAUGAGUAUGACACACACAGGAGAGCCAGGCUUUAUGCUCUACGUACCCAUUGAGUACGCACUGCACGUGUACAACGAGGUGAUGUCUGUGGGACAGAAGUAUGGCAUCCGGAAUGCCGGCUACUACGCCUUGCGUAGCCUGCGCAUCGAGAAGUUCUUCGCCUUCUGGGGGCAGGACCUGGACUCCUUCACCACGCCGCUGGAGUGCGGCCGCGAGUUCAGGGUCAAAUUUGACAAGGACAUGGACUUCGUGGGCCGCGAUGCUCUGAUGCAGCAGCGCCAGGCGGGCGUGACGCGCCGCUUCGUCAUGCUGGUUCUGGAGGACCAUGACACAGAGCUGGACCUGUGGCCUUGGUGGGGCGAGCCCAUCUACUGCAACGGCCAGUUGGCCGGUGUCACCACCAGCAGCGCCUACAGCUACACGCUGGAGCGCCACGUGUGCCUGGGCUUUGUCAGCACGCCCGCAGGCCCCGACGGUGCGCCCACCCCCAUCACGCCUGACUUCAUCAACCGCGGUGACUACGAGGUGGACAUCGCCGGCCAGAGGUACCCGGCCAAGGCCAAGCUCUACCCCUUCAGCUCGCUCUUUGCCCAGCAGCGGCGGCGCAAGGAUGACAUGGAGCUCAGCAACUUCCAGGGCAAGUGAUGGGGCUGUGGAUAAGGAGGAAGGGGGACGGGGGCAGGGGGUUGUGUGGGGGCGGGUGUCAGAAGAAACAGAAGAAAAGGAUGCCACACCUUCAUCACCACCACAACCAUCGUUCCUGCAGGUGACAGGUGAGGGGUGAGGGUCUGCCAGCCUUGGUAUUUAUAAAUCUUCCUGAGGGUUAGAAGCUUCGGGAACUCUGUAGCUGCACAAUCAGUCCUUCUCUAGAAGCUUUUGCAGAAGACGCAAGAUGACGCGUUUGUCCCUGGUGUCAGAUGGAAUCCGUCUGAUGUUCAGACGCCUCUUGUUCACUGGUGAACUCUUUCUCUCUCUCUCUGUGUUCAUACUUCUCCUAUUCGAACUAGGAAUCCCUACGUUGAGAGACAAAGGGCCAUAGUCUCUUAUUUGCACAUAAGUCUUUUUUUUUUAGUGCCCCCAGUUAUGUGCAUUUCAGUUAUGCUUUUUCCCCCCUAUGUGCCGUUAUCACACCCACAUCGCUUUACUGCAGAAAGAAGGUGGACUCACAAAAGAGGUGUGAUUUAUUUAAAAUAAAAGGAAACUUGAAAGAAAAGGUGGAACGUGGACAUCAGGAUUAACCUUGGGAAUGUCAUUUAAUAUCCAUGGGAAUGGGAAUGGGAAACAUAAACCCAACUUUUAAUUUGUAAAUGAAAGCAAGGGGAGAACUGUAUUAUGAAUAAACUCAAAUUUGAUGCAUCACAGAUGAUGCAUCACAUUUUUUAAAUGAAAGCAUCUAUGUAUCACAUAACCUCAGCAACCUAGUAAAUUACCCAAACAACACGUGUGCUCGGCCUAUUUAUAAAGACAUGUUGGAGGUGUGGAGAUGUUGAGGACUAGGGACAUCAAAAUGCAUGUUCCAAUGUCCACCACCAAUGCCACCAAUGACUGGGAUAUUUGCACCAGUCACCCUCUGCAACGACAAAAAUGCAUGGACAUACGGAGCGCUAAUGAUUUUGAUGAUUUUGAAAACCGGCAGAGAAUGUAAAUGAUUACGAGUGCAUGAUGGGUUCAUGGUGAAGUCAAAUUUACUAGAUGCACUGCGCUCCAGUGUGUCGAAACAAAGUCGGAAAACUCGCAGCGGUCUUCUCUUGGCGAGCUCUUUUCCAUUUUACUGUAAUUGAACUAAUUAUUUAAUGGGCUUGUAGCCUAAUAUUACAGAAUGUAAUAUGUUACCUUCUAUUACACUGUAGUGGAAAAAAACAUAGGCUAAUGUUAUUUCAGUAGUUUAAAACCAAAAUUUGACUCAAAUAUUGAGACUUUGUAACAUUAUUUGUGCAUGUAUAAUCAUAAUAGAAAUAGGCCUGCUGCCGACUUCAAACGCGAUAUGGUGUUUCGCCUUGUAGUGGGAUUUGACUUACUACAGUGCAUAGCUGAAAAGUGUGUACAAAAGACUUCGGCCGAGGUGAGUAACUGCCUUCAUGGCACACAAAUCACAGUUGUAAGUCAAGGGUAGAAUAUGCGCAGGCUGAGAAGUACGUAGCUUCGAGGAGCGAAUACGGCCCAAAAAGAAUAACCAAACACAAAGAGGCGUGAGCACAGCAGUCUCUGGUGUGGAGGAAUGUGCGAGUGGUGAUCACUGGUGAGCUCUUUCUUCUCUGCUUAUGAAAACAACACUUUCUCUUGUAGGUUGUCACCCCUUUGCCAAUGAGAAGAUGACACACCCAUCACUGCUGAAUGGAUUGGUCGUCUGUAGAUGUUUACCAGGAGCAGGAUUCUUAUAUCUCUCCCUCCCUCUCUGUUUAAAUAUCGGUCCUCAGAGACUGUAGAAGCUGCUGGAAAUCCAACCAGCUUGCCUUUUGCAUUUGUUGCAUAUUAUCAAGCAUAGGUUCAGUAGUCUGUGCUGGAGUGGUCAGGGUUUGGGCUUGAUGGGGCGUUUUUUGGAUGGGGGUGUGCAGGUCAGUCCUGGGGGAACUGAGAAUUUUUAAGUGCUUCCACAAAAGAUGGGGGAAGGAGGGGAAUGCCCCACUGGUCAUUGUUGUCUAUGCCUGGGUGUGGUUAUCAUGGUCCUCUUGUCUUGUCGAAUGAGCUGCUGUGUUUUUGAAGAGCGUAUAGUAUCAGUGAUGUCAGUUUCCGUCUUUAUUUGAGGAAACUCAGCCGAGGGGAGCCUUUGUCAUUGAUGAUUAGAGAUGCAUUUCACAUGAUAAAGGGAUGUAUUUUUGUAUAAUCUGUGUACAGAAUCUCAUACAGGUUAAAUCAUGUACCAUAUAUGAUUUAAAGUACUUGUAUUUAUUUCUGUUGUGACUUGUAUAUCAGAAAGAACAUUUUGUAUCAGAUAUAUAGUAUGUUAAGAAGCCCCUCCUCCACCACAGCACACACACCAAUGCCUCAGUGUCUUUCUGUGAAAACAAUCAAAACUCGAAUCGCAGACAUGCGUCACUGGGAAUUGGCUAUGUGUGUUGUUGUGUGUGUCGGUGCCUUCAGAUUACUGGCACCGUGAGAUUAAGUUUGUGUUUAAAGGUGUGAUUGAGCUCAUACCAUAGUCACAAGAUUGUUGUACAUUUCUGCGGCUUAUGUCUUUUGAAGGGAGCUGUUCUUCUGUGAAGAUGCAUUCGUUGUAUCCGGAAGAAGUCUGAGAUUGCGUUCUUAAGAGGGUUUAGAGGAUUGAUUGGGGCUCGUUCAUUUGAGGAGAUUGUUUGACGUGCUGUUUUUACUCUGCAGUCUCUAGAGAGUUUGAGCUGUCGUCCUCGAGAUCAGUUAGCUGUCAGGGUUGAUCGUAGCACUGAGCUGCCUUUUGAGAGGUGCUAGGCAAGGGUUGAUGUGCUGUUAAAACAGUAAGUGUGGAUUCUUCACAGUUUCUUCCGUUUGGAGUAUAUACAGGUUAUUCUGUCCUGCUGAUGCUGGUACACCACAGUGACCCAGCCAUCGAUGGUGGUCUAAUGUGGAAGGGAGUUGCUGCCUCUGCUUCUACCAAUGGGUUAGCAGAAUUUGUUCUGUAGGUGUGCUGACUGCAGUUGUAUGCCUGCUCUUAAAGUAUGUGGGUAAUGCGUAUGCUAGUCUCAUCGCCCAGUUUUGAUGCUGUUUCAGGCUAGCUGUGUGUUCCUGUGUAUAUCAUAAACCAAAGGCACUACAGACUCCUCUGUCCAUUUUGGCUCUCUUUUUUUUUGUACAUAAUCAUCACUAUCGUUGUAACAGAAUAUUUUGCAUUUGUUCUUGAUAAGAUGAUCUAGCUUAUAUUUGUUCAAUACCAUUAGGAUCUUCCAUAUUACUGAUGGAGCAGUUUCAUGGCCGUGGGCUAACGCUAAUGCUAAGAGUUGCUCUCUUAAGGGGCAAACACCUAACCUAAUACAAAAGUGCAAUGCCUUUUAAAUGAGGCAACUGUCUCUUUUAAUGUCAUUUGAUCAGGCAAUACCUCCCUUGCACAAAGAAUCUAACAUAAUUUGCAUAACAUAAGAUCUGUCACCAGCUCUGAUGUUGAUAUAGUCUUACCUAGUUCUUCCAUCCUCUCUAGUCUGUUAUAUAGCGUGCGUGCGUGCGAAUGUUAGAAUGUUAGAAUGUUACUCAAUAUUUAAGUGCACUCUAAAAUGUCUAAGCAUUGUUUAACAUUUUUUUGGCCCACAAAAUAUACAUAAAUUAAGACAAAAACAAAUCACCUGAGCGUAAAAAAGCAAGAUGCUUCCACUGCACAGAACACACAGAAAUGGUUUAUCUUCACCCUAGAAUUACUUAAUUGUUAUCUGAAAAGCAUUUUGGGAUUUUUGACAACAAAAACUACUUAACACCAUGCAGAAUAAGUCACAAGAUCAUGCACAUUCAUCUUUCAUAUAUGCGCACAGGAAGCAACACCAAAUGUCUCGCAUGUGUCAGUUUUCAUAAGGGGUUCUCAUACCUCUCAUCUUACUCCGCUUACAAAGCAACAUAACAACUUUUGAAAAAUCUUCAUAGAAAAUCUCCAUUCAUUUCUCUACAAAUUCAGACCCUAUUAGAAGCUAGCUGGAGAGCACUUUAAAUUCAUUGACUUGUGCCUUGGAAUUUGGACAGCUAGGUUGCGAAGUGGUACUUUUUAGUGUUGCACAGCAUUUGUUGGUUUCUCAUCGGGUUGCAUUUAGUCGAGGUAGACCACACACUGAUGGGGUUAAGAAUGGAGAGAGAAAAGCCAUCCUCCUGGUCUUCUGCUCAUACUUAUGUUAACCUUGUUGGGAAAACUAUUGCAUUUCAUAUAUUAUCGUCGAUUAAGGUUGUCAUUUCCUUUUUACUGUAGUAUGUUGUAAUGAGUAAUGUUAUGUGUGUGCAUGUUUGUUUGUUUGUCUGUUUGCAUGUUUGUUUGUUUGUUUGUUUGUUUGUAAAAUAUUCUGUAAAAAAAAAAAGUUUUGUCCUCCUGCUGUGCACCUUUGUGUUUAUACAAUGUUGUACUGAUUUUUGGCUGUAAGUGUUUUACUACAAAUAAAAAUAAUACUGAA